This is a messenger RNA of Lobosporangium transversale, 699 nucleotides long. RefSeq lists its product as hypothetical. Gene Ontology annotation, molecular function: protein binding. Bases 1 to 699 code for a protein of 232 amino acids. The record is from RefSeq and is a predicted model, not a curated record. NCBI's taxonomy places the organism in Eukaryota, Fungi, Mortierellomycota, Mortierellomycetes, Mortierellales, Mortierellaceae. The transcript has 2 exons.
AUGGUCAACUUUUAUGAGGAUAGUACAAAGAUUGUUGUCUUUGGAGGCCUCACCCCUGCAUCUAGUGGUCCUAUAGGCUUUAACAUCCCUUCAUCAGAAAUCUUUGUUCUCAAUCUCAAUUCGGGGGAGUGGAGGAAGGGUCCUAAUGCAGCUGAACCACGGGCCAGUGCUGCCUGUGGCCUUGCUGGUGAUCGGUUUGUAGCCUGGGGUGGUGAAAAAGAUCCGACGAGCGACCCAUAUGAUUCGAUCGUUGUGUUUGAUCUGACCAAGUUUGAGUGGCUUAAGGCUUCCUCAGACGACCAUCCAUCUUCUACACCCUCUUCCGGCCCAACAUCUUCAGGUGUCCCUACAACUAAGGCUUCAAAUACUAAUAUUGGGGCCAUAGCAGGUGGAGCAGUAGCAGGGUUAGUCUUGGUAGCAUUGAUCGUAGCUGUCCUCAUCUAUAGAAGACGAAAGCAAACAUCAGGUGAAGAGCAUGGACUCAUUGAGCCGAAGAAGGUGAAGCAAAUGGACAACCCUAAAAGGUCAAGUGAAGACGAACCACAACAUAAGAAUGAGCUCACAUACCGUAAUCCCCACACUAUCUUAUCACCACGCAGUCCUCAACAGUAUCCUUACUUGGGGCGUGAUCCUCAAUGGACGCCUAACCUCGCUCAUGACCAUGCACAGGGCCAUGCAGAUCGUAUUGUAGAAGCAUAA